AUGGCUAUCCAUUUGAAGAAGUCCAAAUUAGAUUCCACAAAUUCUCUGAAAUCAUGGAGCCUCCCUGUCGGAUCCUCAGAAAGGCAAAAACAAUUCGAGCUAUCUGCAGAAAUAUGGCCUAGGCAUGUAAUUAGGCACAAGGUAACCCCAAUGCCGAGGAAAGGUUGCUGUGGUGUAGUGGUUAUCACGUUAGUCUUACACACUAAAGGUCCCCAGUUCGAUCCUGGGCAGCAACAUUUUGGGUUUUGCGGUGGACAAUCAUGA
This is a messenger RNA of Dovyalis caffra, 264 nucleotides long. The record is from the annotation of a GenBank genome assembly. NCBI's taxonomy places the organism in Eukaryota, Viridiplantae, Streptophyta, Magnoliopsida, Malpighiales, Salicaceae.